Messenger RNA from Eucalyptus grandis, 1369 nucleotides. Its product is annotated as xanthotoxin 5-hydroxylase CYP82C4. Gene Ontology annotation, biological process: defense response to other organism. Gene Ontology annotation, molecular function: iron ion binding; monooxygenase activity; heme binding. The coding region runs from base 128 to 1369 and encodes 413 amino acids. The transcript is spliced from 3 exons. NCBI's taxonomy places the organism in Eukaryota, Viridiplantae, Streptophyta, Magnoliopsida, Myrtales, Myrtaceae. The record is from RefSeq and is a predicted model, not a curated record.
UGGAGUUCAGAAUUUCGAGAACUCAAAUUGAUUUAUUAGAAACUGCAAGGAAAGCAGCAGACGAGCUCUUAAAAGGAAAUUUUUUCCAGAUAAACUCUGUCCUGCUGUCCUUCAGGAAUCAUUCAUCAUGCCAACUCUGAUUGAGUUGCUGAUAAUUCUGAUCUCAACCUUGGCCCUGCUGAAGGCUAUCUCUCUCUACCGAUCACACAAGUCCAAAGACCACCGCGAUGUGCCUGAAGCCAAAGGUGGUUGGCCUAUUUUCGGUCACCUUCCUCUGUUCGGCAGCAACGACCUGAUGCACAAAAAGUUGGGAUCCAUGGCCGACAAGUGUGGACCAAUUUUCGCCAUAAGAUUAGGCUCUCAUCGAGCAAUCGUCGUGAGCAGUUGGGAAGUGGCUAAGGAGUGCCUCACCGUCCAUGACAAGGUCUUCGCUGAUCGGCCAGUGAUCACCGCCACGAGGCUCCUGGGCUACAACGGUGCCAUGUUCGGUUUUGGUCCUUAUGGAGAACACUGGCGAGAGAUGCGCAGGAUUGCGAUGACUGAGCUCCUCUCGAACAACCGGCUUGACUCACUGAAGCACAUACGAGUUUUUGAGGUUGAGACAGCAAUUAAAGACUUGUUCAAGGCCUGGAUCGAAAAGGGUGAGCCCAGAAGUGGGGUCUUGGUGGAAAUAAAGUCUUGGCUUGCAGACCUGAUGCUCAAUAUAUCGGUGAAGAUGGUAGGAGGGAAGAGAUAUAGUGGUUCAAACGCGGACUGUGAUGACGCCGAGGCAGAUAGGUGCAAAAGGUCGAUCAGGAGGUUUUUUCAUCUGUUCGGGGUCCUCGUGUUGUCAGAUGCGAUCCCAGCUCUCAGCUGGUUGGAUUUAGGUGGCUAUGAACGAUCGAUGAAGGAGACAGCAAAAGAGUUGGAUGUCUUGGCUCAGGGGUGGCUAGAGGAGCAUAGAAGGAAGAGGUUGUCCUGCCCCGAAGGUGAUAGAGAGCAAGAUUUCAUGGAUUUGAUGAUCAACGCCCUCGAAGGUGGGAAUUUUUCAGAUUUCGACGCGGAUAGAGAUAUAAAGGCAACUUGCUUGAACAUGAUACUCGGGGGGACCGAUACUUUGACAGUGGCGAUGACCUGGGCACUGUCGCUGCUAAUGAACAACCGGGCCGCGUUGAAGAAGGCGCAACAAGAGCUGGACACCCACGUCGGCAAGAGUAGGCCCGUUGAAGAGUCCGAUGUGAAGAACUUGACCUACCUCCAAGCCAUCGUCAAGGAAGCAAUGCGUUUGUAUCCACCAGUGCCAAUAAGCGGUCUUAGAAGGUCCAUGGAAGAGUGCACCUUGUCCACUGGCUUCCGGUUCCGGCAGCUUCACUCCUCAAGAUCUGUGUAA